This is a messenger RNA of Cataglyphis hispanica, 4906 nucleotides long. It is a transcript of the gene Atf3, whose product is annotated as activating transcription factor 3. Gene Ontology annotation, biological process: regulation of transcription by RNA polymerase II. The transcript is spliced from 4 exons. The record is from RefSeq and is a predicted model, not a curated record. Lineage: Eukaryota; Metazoa; Arthropoda; Insecta; Hymenoptera; Formicidae. Gene Ontology annotation, cellular component: nucleus. Bases 141 to 980 code for a protein of 279 amino acids. Gene Ontology annotation, molecular function: RNA polymerase II cis-regulatory region sequence-specific DNA binding; DNA-binding transcription factor activity, RNA polymerase II-specific.
ACAGUCGCGCGCCGGCAGCCGACGAAGGAGGACUAUUGGAUUACGAGCGAACGGAGAAGUGUGUGCGCAGUGCGUGGAGUGUGGACGGUACACGGGACGCUGCAGAAGGUUAGAUAAAUGGUGAAAGCCUGGCGUAAGCUAUGUACAAUCUGAACGUGAACAUGAAUCCCAGCCCGACCGGGGCUACGGGUCUUCUCGGUGUCACGGCGGCGGCGGCCGAGGUCACGCCAAGGACACCGGAAAUCGUAAACUCGCUGAUCGCCAUGACCAAUCCCUUCGAGGGCUACGGCAGCGGUAACGAGAAGGGCAUGCGAGACCGCACGGACUCGACUAGUAGCGGCGAGCCGAGCCCACCUAGCGUCCAGCACACCUGUAGUCAGCUCAUCAAGGAAGGGCUGAAGCUGACGCUGCAGACGAAGAGGCGGGCGAAUAGUAGUGGCGACGACAGCAAGAAGAAGACGAAGAAGGAGGAUGGCAGCGGCGCCGACGAUGAGGAAGAAGACGAGAUGAGCAACAACAACAACAAGAGUAGUCUGACACCGGAGGACGAGGAACGACGACGGCGGCGACGCGAGCGCAACAAGAUCGCGGCGACCAAGUGCCGGCUGAAGAAGCGGGAGAAAACGGUGAUCCUCGUGCAGGAGUCCGAGAUCCUUGAGACGCAAAAUCACGAUCUGAAGUCCCAAAUCCAAGAACUGGAGACACAGAGGCGCAGGUUGGUCGAUAUGUUAAGUCUUCACAGUCCAACCUGUUUGAAACAGGGCAUGGACACGACAUCUUAUCAGCAGUACGCCGAGCCUCUUCAGCUGCCCAGCUAUCAGGAGAACUUCGUGCAACAACAGCAACCUCCGCCGGCCCUGAAUCAGCCGCAGAACUGCGUGACCGAGUAUCCAGUAAAAGUCGAGGAAUACGAAACCGAUUACUAUCGGCAAAGUAGUCCCUUCGUCCCGACGACGUCGGAUGCUGGUUGUACGGUUUAGCGAAACGGCGAAUAUCGUUUUUUUUCGUCGUUUUUUUUGAAGAAGAGAGGAUCGUCGAGAAGCUCGGAAAGCGUACCUAAUAAUUGAAGAUUCGGCGGAGGUACGAAGUUGGUACUAUAAUUUGUUUUCUUUCCAACAUUAAUUGAUUCUAACUUUAUCUAAAUAAUAUAGAAUUUGAAAAGAUAUCUAAAAAUUUUAAAAAGCAAACUUUUUUACUAAAUUGUAAAAAUACAGAUAUAUUCUUAUAUACAAUUUUACAAAUCUAAAUGACAAAACUAUAAGGAAUUGAAAACUAUGAUAAAAGUCAGUGUGUGAUUGUAAUGAUUAUUUAAUUCUCUCUAUAUUUUUUUACUAUUAUCUUUAUUAACUUUUUUUAAACAAUAAUACAAUUUUAAUUAUGAUUUGAAAAUUAAGAGUUCGAGGAAAAGUCUGAAAGAAAAAUUCUGAUUUUUAAUAUAUAAAAUUCUAUAUUUUAUAUUUUAUUUAUAUCAAUUCUAUAUAUUAAUAUUCUACAAAAUAUAUUUUGAUUAUAUAUGCACAAUAUAUUAUGUGAAAUUUUGUUUUGUAAUUAGAUAUUUUAUUUUGAAUACUAUAUCUUAAUGGACGAAAAAUGAUUGGUGUUCUAAUGGGGAAACCAAGAUUAUAUGCAUUCCACAUACGAGAUAUCACAGAACUGAAGAAAGCAAUUUUGAUGAUUAUGUUUGAUUUUUAUUUUUUUUUUAUUUUUUUAAAUUUAAUAUUUAAUUUUAUUUUUUUUUCUAAACAAGCAGUCCGUGCUUCUCUUCGUUAAUCUCUUUCGAUCGUAAAAAUCCGUAGCUCGUAAGUCGAUUAUUAUAUCGUAAACGCGAACAUGAUUUAUAUUUUUCGUCGUCCUCAUCAUUCAUUGAUCUUUUUUCCUCUUUUUCUCAUUUCAUCUGUUUCGCUUUCUUUUUUCUAACGAGUUCUCGUUAUACUCGAAAAACGUUCGACGUAGAGAACGCUUAAACACAUUCCUUCGUAAUAAUUGUACUGUGACAUUCUUAAGGCCUUAUUAAUAAUAUAAUCGAUAAUAUAUGUAAGAUAGAAGGACGGAUUGUGUCCAGUGAUGCUCUCUCGCUCAUCUACAAGAAUUAUUAAAAGUUAUUUCGAAUAUUUAAUAAAAAAAUUAAAAAAAUUUUUUUCUCUUUAUAUUAAAAAUUAUUUAUGAUUAAACAUUUAAAGUUUAAUUAUGUUAAUUAUAUUAUAUUAAUUUUCUGAUUUUCAUGAUUAAAAUUCACAAAUUAUCCAAAAAAUAUUUUUAACUUUUUUUCAUUUUGAUUAUUAAUUUUUAAAACUAAGUUGUAAUUUCAGUUAACUAAAAAGAGCAUUGUGUUUCUAUAUCUUUGUUAGUAGAAACGAAACUUUAAAAAUCUGCCGGUACUUUUACUAUUUGGCGAAUACAUUAUUUUCUUUCUUUAUCUCUUUUUUACAGUUGUCGCGCUGACGAAAAAAACUAGCGAGACGAGCGAGACGAGCGAGCAUCGCUGAAGGAUAUCCUGUCGUUAAAUAAUAAGCAAGAACCGAGACACUGCGCUUCGAACACUCAACAAUUGAAAAGAAUAUUAAAUAUUUUAUUUAAAGUAGUAAACUGCAUUAAAAUUUUAAAUAUGAAAACAAGAAGAAUUUUUAUUUUAGAAUGUUUUCUUAUAAAUGACAAUUCUUAUAAAUAAUAUGUUAUUAUAUAAAGUUAUGGAAAAUAUAAAAAAUAAGAAUAUUUUAAUGUACAUUUAUUAUAAAAAAGAGGAUAUAUUUAGGAAACAAACUUUUUAAUUAUUCGCCAAGCGCCUGUCUCGGAUUCGUGAAACAGUGAGAAAGAGAGAGUACACGCGAGUAUCCCGGUGUAGGUAAAUCUGUCAUUGAUAUAGAUUUAUAUAUGAUUUGUAUAUCUUUCAUUGAUAUUGAUAUUGAUUAUCAACAAGUCGAUAACGUGCGUUUUUUUAGAGGAUACUUAUAAAUACGAAUGAAGCGAAUGAUAUUUAAUAUUAUGUACGCACAUAUAUUUUAUACAAAGAUAUAUUAUAUAAAUAUGUGAAUAUAUACGUAUAUGGGGUGUCUCAACGAUCAUGUAUCAUUAUACAAUUCUUUCGCCGUUAUAUAUGUGCAAAAGAUUUUAUAAAAUAAAGCAUAAAAUUUUAUUUUAAAAAGAUUUUUAAUGUUUUUACAAAUUAUUUGUUAGUUAUAUGAAAGAAUUGAAAAAUCGUUUUUCGUAAAAAUAGUGAUUUAUCAAGUUUGAGACACUUUGUAUAUAUGUAUAUGUUAUAUACAUGUGCAAAAAUCGCAUAAAUAAGCCUAUACAGUUAAUGAACACUUAAUUACAUGACGAUUAUUAAAUGAUAGAUUCGUUGAAGAGAAUUACGUGCCUAACGACAUACCUCAAUUUGUUACCCUCCCUCAGUGCGUUUGUAAAUUGAGACUUUACCACUGUUAACACUAUCUCCUAUUAUAUCUAGUUUCAAUGUUCACAUAAAAGAUCAUUACAUAAAAAAAUAGAAAGUGAAGCAAAGUAAUGCCAAAGAGAACUGUGAGCAAGCAUAACAUAAUAUAUAUAUGUAUGGUAUCGCGUCACUAUCGCUUGAUAUAUAUAGUUCACUCUGUAAUAAACAUAUAAUUUUUACAAAUUUGUUGAGAAAGAAAGAGAGAAAAAGCCCAAAAUUUUGUAUUUUUAAAAAAAAUUAUUCAAUAUUUUUAAAGUCAAAGAAACAGAAACUUUUUUUUAUUAAAAUAUAUUUGUCUUUUAUAAAUAAAAUGUUUUUAAUUUUUAUUGAGCGUUAAAAUAAUUUCAGAUUAACUUUGAAUCAAUUAACUCUUUGAAGACUUUAUAUCUUUUGAAGAUUUCUUUAUAAAAUAUUUUGUUUUUUAUUUUGGCAAACGCACUUUGGGAGCUACGCUUAUAAGAAGAUUUCUCACGUAAUUUUUUAUGGAAGUUAGUUUGAUUUAUUUUUAGCAAAGUGCUGUAAUAUUAAUCAACGAAACAAACGCUUACAAAAUCAUGGACUAAAUGCCUUUUCCUCUUGGGAGUGUUGCCACCAUCAAAUUGAUAAAACCGUAAGAUUUUUCUAGCGCUUUGUGAGCAAAGCAAAGCAAGAUAAAGUCUUUCGAGUUUUCUCUUUCUUUUUUCUUUGACAGUAUACCGAAUUUACGAAAUUAAGUAAAAUCCCGGUAUGACUUCUAAAUCGCGAAAAUGGCAAUCAUGCCAGUAUCACACAACAACGACACUGUGUGAAUGGUGCUAUAGAAAUAUUAUUCUCUUUUUAUAGAAUUUUUAUUAAGUUGCCAGAAUAGAGUAUUUAAUAGUUUAAUAUCUGAUUAAAUGUCAUAUCUAUAAUAGUUUUAUAUCUGAUUAAAUGUCAGAUCGAGAUAUUUUUUGAAAUUAAAAAGAUAAUAUAAAAUUAAUGUCAAAAGAAAAUAUGUUAGAGAUCGGUUUAAAGAGUUUAAAGAGUUUUAAUAAUAAUUUACGCUAUAUUUGAAUCGUAAAUUUGCAUUGUACGCAACCUCCGUGAUUCUAAAUACAUCCCCUUUUUGUUAUUUGAAUACUGCCAGUGCUAAGAUCCCGGAUAUUGUGGCUUCUAGUACCUAAGAAUUUGUCUUCUUCUUUUAUCAGCAAAUUAUCAAAGAAUUUUUUCUUUUAGAAUGUAAGCGUCGCUUUUUGAAGCAAAAUUAAAUAAAUGAGUAAGGAAAACUUGCCAAAUUUUCACCGAUUAAGAGAAUUGGCAUUAUUGUAUCUUCUAUAUAUAUUACUCAGUACCUGGCUAUGGUUUUCCAUGCAGUAUGGCUGUUCUUCCCGCAAAUUCUUAUUAAUAUACCGAUUGUUCGAGCAAGAUGGAAAAACGGCCGAUAAAAUUUUAUCGUUGUAACCUGACAAAAAAUUUUAUUCUUUAAAUAAAAGUGCCUUCAAUACUAAAAAUUAA